AGUGUUUUUGUCAGCGAGGCAGCGCCAUAUUGGAAGAAGCCGUUUCUGUCCUAAAACGGCCAAAGCGCGAACUUUGCCACCAUGCUGUACCUAGAAGAUUACCUUGAGAGUGAGUACCGGACCGGGGCGUCGCGGCGGUACCGACUUCGGCCCGUUAUGUGUGCACAUGAUCGAGCAGCUUCCCAUGGACCUCCGCGAUAGGUUCACGGAAAUGCGGGAGAUGGACCUGCAGGUGCAGAACGCCACAGACCAGCUGGAGCAGAGGGUCAUUGAUUUCUUCAUCAAUGCAAAGAAGAACAAACCUGAGUGGAGAGAGGAGCAAAUGGAGGUUAUCAAGAAGGAUUAUUACAAGGCCCUGGAGGACGCAGAUGAGAAAGUACAGCUGGCCAAUCAGAUUUAUGAUCUGGUGGACCGGCACCUGCGGAAACUGGACCAGGAGCUGGCCAAGUUCAAAAUGGAGCUGGAGGCAGACAAUGCCGGCAUCACAGAGAUCCUGGAGAGACGGUCACUGGAGAUGGACAGUCCCUCCCAGCCGGUCAACAACCAUCACAUGCACUCGCACAUAACAGCCGAGAAGAGGAAGUGCAGCGCCCCCGCCCACCACACGGUGGAGCACAUUCCUGAGAAGAAGUUCAAGUCUGAGGCUCUGCUGUCUACACUCACCUCGGAUCCGUCCAAGGAGAACACGCCAGGUUGCCGCACCAACAGCAUGUCUGCAUCCACCAACAGCGCCUACAGCCUCAACUCCUCUCAGCCCCUGGCUUCCUACAACCUGAGCGCUCUGCCCGCAGGACCCGGGGCCGGCGCCGGCGCCAUCACCUUGGCGGCGGCGCAGGCCGUACAGGCCACAGCCCAGAUGAAGGAAGGCCGCCGGACCUCCAGCCUCAAAGCCAGCUACGAGGCCAUCAAGAACAACGACUUCCAGCUGGGCCGAGAGUUCUCCGUGUCCCGGGACGGCUCCUACUCCUCCUCCGCCCUGGCCUCCACCCUCACCCAGACGCUCACUCCCAGCACCACCUCUGACUCCAGAGGUCGGAAGUCAAAGAGCAACAUCAAGUCUUCCAGUCACCAGUCCUCCUCUUCCUCCUCCUCCUCCCUGUCCUCCUGCUCCUCCUCCUCGGCACUGGCUCAGGAGCUCUCUCAGCAGGCGUCGGCGCUGCCGGAAGCUGAGGCUAACAGCCAAGUGGACUGGACCUACGACCCCAACGAGCCCCGGUACUGCAUCUGCAACCAGGUGUCUUAUGGGGAGAUGGUUGGCUGUGACAACACAGAUUGUCCCAUCGAGUGGUUCCACUAUGGCUGUGUGGGCCUGACCGAGGCGCCCAAAGGGAAGUGGUACUGUCCACAGUGCACGGCCGCCAUGAAGAGGAGGGGCAGCCGCCACAAAUAGACACAGGAGAUUAGCGGACUGCAGCAGAACCGGUCCUGAGGUUCUAUCAGAGCUUGAAGCAGAUGAUCUAUUUGAUCUGAACUGUUCUUGCUUUCAUCAAGCCGUCUGACCUUUGUGUGGAGGUCAGGGACGAGAGAACCCAUCCGGUCCUCAGCUGUUCAGGUUCCGUUCUGGAAGCUGGUUCUCCAGAUCUGCUCUGGUGUACAAAUCAAACAAAAAUGACCCGACUGGGUUUCCUCCACACUGCAGGAAACAGACAGGUUUCCCAUCAUGCUGCGUUCCUCUGCCGAAUCGACAUGGCAGGGGGGUGGAGCCUCAGCUGGGUGGGGGUGUGGCGCUGCAGUUUGUGCUCCUCCUGCACAGGUGGAGGAUGUAAAUGUGCACAUGUGAGUUAGCGUGUUUGCAGUCGGUCCAAUAAAGAGGAAGUUUGAAACGGUCA
This is a messenger RNA of Oryzias latipes (Japanese medaka), 1829 nucleotides long. It is a transcript of the gene ing3, whose product is annotated as inhibitor of growth family, member 3. Gene Ontology annotation, cellular component: NuA4 histone acetyltransferase complex. The record is from RefSeq and is a predicted model, not a curated record. NCBI's taxonomy places the organism in Eukaryota, Metazoa, Chordata, Actinopteri, Beloniformes, Adrianichthyidae.